This is a messenger RNA of Anisakis simplex (herring worm), 366 nucleotides long. The record is from the annotation of a GenBank genome assembly. NCBI's taxonomy places the organism in Eukaryota, Metazoa, Nematoda, Chromadorea, Rhabditida, Anisakidae.
AUGGUUGAAUCAUCACAUUUGUUGAUGCUGGCCGACAUGGCAACGUUAGGAGCGGAGAUUAGCAGUAGGGAUGAGUCGAAUGCAGUCACCGAAACGAAUCACGCGGAAUGGCCGCAGUCGGCGAAUUUUCCUGACUCAGGACAUGACUACAUACGGAGCAGUGAUUUUGAUCUGCUUGUGAAUUCAUAUCACGAUUAUUACGAUCGCAUUAUGGCACCAGAGUAUGACGCUGAACAUUCGUAUGCGUUCAAUAUCGCCAGUGAUUCCAUAUACCCAAAAGGGGUUCGUUCGCUAUCUUUCAGUCGUUUAUUCGUUCAUUCUUCAUUGGUUAAUGUGAAUCUUCAUCUAUGGAUUAAAAUGGAUUAA